Messenger RNA from Vicia villosa (hairy vetch), 1134 nucleotides. RefSeq lists its product as uncharacterized. Bases 1 to 1134 code for a protein of 377 amino acids. The record is from RefSeq and is a predicted model, not a curated record. The transcript has a single exon. Gene Ontology annotation, molecular function: nucleic acid binding; RNA-DNA hybrid ribonuclease activity. NCBI's taxonomy places the organism in Eukaryota, Viridiplantae, Streptophyta, Magnoliopsida, Fabales, Fabaceae.
AUGGAGGUGUUUGAUUGUGCAGCUGUGGAGGAUAUUAUUCACGUUCCUUUGUUGGAGGAGGUUACGGAAGACAGAUUAAUUUGGAGUGAGGAGCAAAGUGGUAACUAUCCUGUUCGCUCCGGCUAUAGAUUAUGGAGGAAGGCUAAAAAGAGGCAGAAUGUUGGGGAGGGGGAGGCUAGUUGGUCUAAUUUGUGGAAGAUUAGUGCGGCACCUAGAUUUAAACUGUUAUGGAGAAUUUGCAAAGAUUUCCUACCCACUCGGAAAAGACUUCGGCUUCAUCAUGUUCCUUGUGUGGAAGAGUGUCCGCUUUGUAAUUUGUCUAUAGAAGAUGAUUGGCAUAUUUUCUUUGGGUGUGCGGAGUCGCUUAUUAGUUGGAGGGCGGCUGGAUUGGGUCCUAUUAUAGAAUCUAGAAUUCAGGUAGUCUCGGAUGUUCGUUCGGUUAUCUUUGAUAUUUGUAACAGUGAGGAUAGGAAGGUUGCAGGUCGAGUCGCUGUUAUGGUGGAGGCACUGUGGAAAAAUAGGAACGAUAUGGUGUGGAAUAACGAGAAGGAUGAAGCUUCUCGUCUUGGUUGGCUUGCUUUUCAUCGUUGGCAAGAAUUGUUUACCACUCAACAGGUUCUGGGUAAUAACAAUAAUCUUCAUCAUGCAUUAACUUGGUCUCCUCCUGAGGAGGAUUGGGUUAAAUGCAACGUCGACGUCGGGUUUAACUCACUUUUGGGAACGACUAAUAGAGGUUGGUGUAUUCGGGGGGAGGGUGGUAGUUUUAUCCAUGCAGGUGUGGCUUGGGAUUCUAGACAUCUCUCUAUUCUCGAAGCCGAGGCAUUGGCUCUUAAAGAGGCUAUCCAAGACUCUAUUGCUCUUCAUCUCGAUCGAAUUAUUUUUGAAAGUGAUUCUCUUACAGUGGUUAUGGCAUUGCAUUCCAAUGCUUCUGGUAGUUCCGAGUUUCAUCAUGUUAUUCGUUCUAUUAGAUUGCUUUUAUCUUCUUUUCACAACUUUGAGGUUAAGUUUGUUAAACGCCAAGCGAAUAUGGUUGCCCAUUCUCUUGUAAAGGCGGCCAAUUCUUGGGCUAGGCGUAGUUCUUUGCAUUAUAUUCUUCCUUGUAUCGCUUUACUUAUCAAUAAUGAAAUGAACUAG